UAGUUGAAAUAUAAAACAGGUCGCGCACGCGUUCCGUUUAGUUCUACGUCAGAUAUCAUACGGAUCGUGCUGUAAUCAAAUUUGUUGAAAGUGCUGGUUUUGUGGUAAUGACUUCAUACACGGACAAAGGAAAAAAACCAGAAGCAGGAAGAUUCCUUGCAUUUGACCACCUCACGUAUUGGGUUUCAAACGCGAAACAGGCGGCGAGUUACUAUGUGACGCGUUUCGGCUUCGAACCGCUGGCCUUUGCAGGACUGGAGACUGGGGUGCGCAAGACCGCUUCAUACGCAGUCAGGUUGAAUAAGAUCAUCUUCGUAUUCCAAGCGCAAUAUGAACCUGAAGAGACGACCUUCAACAAGGAGGUGGCCUACCAUGGAGACUUCGUGAAGGAUGUAGCCUUCCAAGUUGAGAACUUGGACUACAUUGUGGAGUACGCAAGGAAGCAGGGAGCGAAAGUAGUCAAGGACAUUUGGGAGGAGAAGGAUGAGCAUGGAGUGGUCCGGAUGGCGGUUUUGAAGACGUAUGGAGACAACACACAUACAUUGGUUGACAGAUCAAAGUAUACCGGAUCAUUCUUACCUGGAUACGCUCCACUCAAUAUCGACCCAAUUAAUAAAUUCUUGCCAAAGAUCGAAAUCAACUUCAUCGACCAUGUGGUGGGGAACCAGCCUGAUGGUGAGAUGGAGCCCGCCGCAACGUGGUACGAAAAAUGCCUCCAGUUCCAUAGAUUCUGGUCAGUAGACGACAAGCAAGUAUGCACGGAGUACUCAGCCCUCCGGUCGGUGGUCAUGGCCAACUGGGAAGAAAACGUGAAGGUGCCCAUCAACGAGCCCGCUCCUGGCAAGAAGAAGAGUCAAAUCCAGGAGUACGUGGAGUACCAUGGAGGAGCUGGGGUGCAGCACAUUGCUAUAAAUACUGAAGACAUUAUUACUGCUAUCGUGAAUCUUCGUGCCCGCGGUGUCGAAUUCCUCUCCAUCCCAUCUGAGUACUACACCAUCAUCAGGGAACGCCUGAAGCACAGCAAGGUCCGCGUUGCAGAGAGCAUAGACACUCUAGAACGUCUGAAUAUCCUGAUCGACUACGAUGACGAUGGCUACUUGCUUCAGAUAUUUACUAAGAAUACUCAGGACCGCCCCACUCUGUUCUUAGAAGUCAUCCAGAGAAGAAACCAUAAUGGUUUCGGAGCUGGAAACUUCAAAACACUCUUCGAAUCAAUAGAAUUGGAGCAAGAAAAACGUGGAAACUUAUAAAUGUACUUAUAGAAUAAGUAAUACAUACUUAGUUAAUGAUGUAAGAUAAGAAAUUGUAAUGAAACAAUGACCUUUCUUCGUGAAUUAUAAAUAAAUAAAUAAAUUAUGUUAAAAACAUUUAAAUCUUCAGUUAUCUUGUUACAACUGUUUGAUUCAAUACAUUUUAUAUUCCUAAGAAGCAUUAAAUUUCCCAAAUACCUACAACCCGGUCGAGUUAACUGCGCACCAGGCGGCCGUGACGUCACAUCGAGACCCUGGUAAGGGGGGCCAAUGCGGGGAGGUACGCGGUUGAGUGCAAGGGAGAGACGCAUUCUAGCUAGAUGCGCAGUUAACAUGACCGAGUUGUACUACCUAGAAUUACAAGGUGUAUCGACCCGCUGUUAAAGUUGUAAUAAAAAGGUUAAAUAAAAAACUUAUUAAAA
Messenger RNA from Ostrinia nubilalis (European corn borer), 1672 nucleotides. Its product is annotated as 4-hydroxyphenylpyruvate dioxygenase. Gene Ontology annotation, molecular function: 4-hydroxyphenylpyruvate dioxygenase activity. The record is from RefSeq and is a predicted model, not a curated record. The coding region runs from base 108 to 1250 and encodes 380 amino acids. Gene Ontology annotation, biological process: L-tyrosine catabolic process. The transcript has 9 exons. NCBI's taxonomy places the organism in Eukaryota, Metazoa, Arthropoda, Insecta, Lepidoptera, Crambidae. Gene Ontology annotation, cellular component: endoplasmic reticulum membrane; Golgi membrane.